AUGAGCUCUGUUGAAUACCACUAUCCCGUGAUCGGCCGCAAGGGCACUGGAGGCAUAUUUCAUCGCUUGCCCAUCCAGACACUGCAGAAGGAUCAGCCUUACCAAUUUGCAUUGUUCAUCCUUGCUUUCAGUGCCAUCCAGCAGCGUUCCGAUACCCCCGACAUCGAGCCAGCAGCUACCUUCACGGAAAUUGCGUCAAUUCACGGUAAACCCUACGUUGAAUGGGCUGGAGAUCGCAACAAGGACACCUCAGCUGACUAUAGUGCAACUGACAAGAAAGAUAUCAACCCUGUUCCUUCCAGAUUCGGAGGUUAUUGUAACCAUGGCGCCGUUGUUUUCCCUACCUGGCACCGCCCAUAUGUUAUGCUUAUUGAGCAAUCGAUCGGAAACGUUGCUGAACAAUUGGCCCAUGACAUUGAAACUAAUAACCCAGGUGAAAAUGGAGUGUGGAUCAAGGCUGCCAAGGAACUACGUUUUCCAUACUGGGACUGGGCCGAUAAAGAUGUACCCGAGAAUGGCCUUCCUCCUGUCCUGUACGAAGAUAAAGUCGAAAUCAUGGCUGCUGGAGGUAAAAAACAAACCGUCGACAACCCGCUCUCAUUUUUCUCGUUUGUCGGCGGAAUUCCAUCCGACUUUACCGACGAGAAGGAUGACACAACAGGACAAGUGGCGUAUUUCUCCAGGUGGCAGAGGACAUACCGCUACGCUUAUAGCACUCCGAACCCUGAAGGCAGCCAUAUAGACUUGUUGCAAAAGACGUUUAAAGCCGAGGCAAAGGAUCUGAGACGCAGAGUUGCUCAGCUCUUUACGUUCAAUGAUGACCAAAACUCUGCGAUAACCUGGGACGACUUUUCGAAUCAUACCGCAGAAUCGAAGAGAGAGAUGGACUUCGUCAACAGUGGGUCGCUUGAAGGCGUGCACGACACUGUUCAUAAUUUGCUUAGUUACCCAGACUACGCUGGUUUCGAUCCUAUCUUUUUCCUGGCUCUGUGGGAGUGGUGCUAUACUGAAUAUUGGAUGGGAAGCGGAUAUGAACACGACGGGGAACAAUAUCCCUGGACACAGGCACGUGGCACGUACGCACAAGUUUACAACGAGCAACUUCUUCCAGACGGGCCACUCCAACCAUUCCGAACGGAACAAGGAGACUACUGGACCUCUUCUCAGGCCCGAUUCUUGGAUGAACAAAGCUACCCCAAGUAUUAUUCAUUUCCCGAGUUUGAAGGAAUUAAGGUCGAUCAAGCUGCCACAUCAUCCCAAGAGCGUGCCUUGGCGCGCAAAAGGGUGCAAGCCUACUACGGUUUUGAUCCGCAAACCAAGGCGAAAAAGGUGGCUUCGCACGCUUGGAAGCACUUACCCGUCCCAAACAAGGAAGACCCUGCAGUGCCAAGUGAUCAUACCGUUAUCCCUCAUUACCGCACAUUUGUUGUGCAUGUGAAACUUGUGGAGCAUGCGUACAACCGCUCCUACUCAUUCCAGCUCCACCAUAAAGGGAAUGCUCAUUCGAGUCCACAGCUCGUAGGAUCCGUAGUUCGCGGGAUGAUCCCCAUUCCUCCCGAGUUGAUUGACAGUAUCAUCAAAUCAAAUGGAGGCGCAGAUUCAGGGGUUUCGUUCGACCAGACCCUCGCUCACAUCAAGGGGGAGUUCGUUGGAAAGCUUGUGGAUGCUACUGGCUCAGAGCUUGCCGGAGCCGAGGGAGGUCUGGGGACGAUCCAGGUACCACAACACCAUGCCACUUCUCGUAGAGUCACUCCCGUGGAAAUUUCUCUGGUGUCGGCUGCUGUUGCUGAGCACGUAGAGGACAAGGAUCGUCCUGUCUACCUAUGUGGCUGGCAGCACCAUGCCAGUAUCUUCAACGGUGGAUGGCGAGCGACUCACAAGGAUUCGGAGUGA
Suillus subaureus is the source of this 1893-nucleotide messenger RNA. RefSeq names its product common central domain of tyrosinase-domain-containing protein. The record is from RefSeq and is a predicted model, not a curated record. The coding region runs from base 1 to 1893 and encodes 630 amino acids. The transcript is spliced from 15 exons. NCBI's taxonomy places the organism in Eukaryota, Fungi, Basidiomycota, Agaricomycetes, Boletales, Suillaceae. Gene Ontology annotation, molecular function: oxidoreductase activity.